AUGUCCCGACCGAAAGGCGUUCAUUUUGUCGUGAACGACACGAUAUCCGACAUACAGUCGUCUGUUGGUGACAUUACCUCCGAUUUUGCUCAGGGUUCGCAGGGGUCGCUGCAGUUCAUCAACGCUCAGCUGCUCGCGCAUGGCUUCAUCUACGGAAGCCCGCUUUCUCUGGAUGGACUUGGGAGGGAGGACGAGGCGAGAGUCGUCAAAUGCUUGCUCGGCAUGUUGAGCUGCAGGAUUGAAGACAUGGCUCGGACGGAGGAGCUCACUACCAAGCUCCGCACUCUCUCGUACGACUACGAACGCUUGACUUCGAAACACAAGGAAGUAUCCGAUAAAGCCGCCAAUGCAGAGCGCGAAGUGAACGUGUUCAAGUCCCGGCUAGCAACAGCAAAUCGGUCGCUGCAGCAAUCCGAGUUGGCACACAAGCAUGCUGACGCCGAACUCUCGCGCACACGCACCGCAAUCCAGGCGCUUCGGUCCCAGCACCAGCUCGAGAUUAAGAAAAAAGAACGCGAGUGUGAGCGCAUGGUGGAGCGCUGGUCCAAGCUGUCCGACACACAACUGAAGAUCGGGAGUCUCCCCGGAACCCUGAACGCCCCAAAGUGCGCAAAUUCGCUCGUGGCCGAUCCUGCGAAGAUCCUGUGCUCGACCGACAGCCUCAUGGAGAGCGCCCUGGGAGAUGCGGAGGCCGCGCGAAGGGGCCUUGCUCGCGAGAACGAGCAUCUUCGCGAGUUGACAAUGCAAACUGCCAAGAACGUCCAGGAGAUGAUAUAUGCAUGCCAGGCCAAGGCGGUGGACGAGGGCAGUUCUCACAUGGACGUCGAGCAGAUAUCGCAUAUUUCGCAAACGGAGCUCUUCCCGUUGACGCCACCAACGCCGGAUGCGGCGUCAGCCAAACUGACAGAUCUGUUUGUCUCGUUACGGAACGCCAUCUCCUCAAUCAACUUGUUGGCCUCGUCUUCAUCACCUGCGGCUGCGCAAGCAACAUCAGAGCGCAAGCCAGCCCCCAACGCCGACCGAUCAGAGGCUAUCGUGGCGAAGCUGACCGCCGAGCUGGAAGUCACGCGCAAGCAGGCGCAGGAAUAUGCCGCGCAGACGCAGGCGCUCAUCUCCCAGCUAGCCGAAGCGCAAUCCGAAUCCGACCUUGCCGGUCACCUCCCGCCAGAGCAGGCCGCGCACGAGAUGUCGGUGGAUUUGAUAACGGCCCCAGUGGUGGACGAGGAGAAGAUCAUGCUGGAGGACAGGGUGAAGGAACUGGAGGAGGAGAGGAGGCGAUUUACGGAGAAGGCGGUCAGGUUCGGGAAGGAGAGGGAGGCGCUCAGGCGGGAAAGAGAGGAGCUUGAAGAAGAAAAGAGGAGGUUGCGGGUGGAGAAGAUGCUGGACGUUUUACCGCCCACGCCCGGACAUAAGGGUGAGGGGGACAAAGACGGUGUGUCGGCGUUGAAGGUAGAGAAGAAAGCGAAGAAGACGGAGAAGCGGGAGCAGGAUGUAGGAAAGAGGCCCCAGCGCACGGAUCGGAUGCCCCAGCCGGGGCCGUCGAGGGUCAAAGACAUCGUCGAGGCAGGUCCUGGAGAUCUUGCCGCUGUUCCCAAAAAGGAGAAACGCAAGCAAGGGCACGGGUCACCCGCGAAGAAGGUGCGCUCGCCCGUGCGCGUAGGCGCGGGGGGCAAGAAGUCUCGUCAUGGCAGGCGGAGUUCUAUGGGAUUGCUAAACUUACUAUCACCAACCAAAGGCAAAAUAGUUCCGCCGUUCGAGACGGAGGUUAUACCGCCGCCGUCGUCUAAACCCGCAGGGCCGCUCGUGCCAGGCGCCUUCGUCCUCCCGCCAAAGAGUCCGCAAUCGAGUUUGCCGCCAGGACCGUCCGGGAUAUUCUCAAUAGCAGCUCCUUCAAACCCGGCACCGAUGGACGUACAGCCGACAGCAUCAAAACCGUUCAUUGGUCUCGGGUUGCCCGCGUUCGAGUUACCGAAGAUGUCUUCGAUGAUGACAAUGCAGGCCGAAGCUGGCCCUCCUAACAAUCCGAUCGCGCCUGUGCCCUCUCAAGCUCCUCCUACGUUAGCUCCGCCCGCCCAAGCACAACCUCAAAUCACCCCCUCGCGAAACCCCGGCGGCUUUCCUAUGGCCAAGCCCUUCGCCCCGCACAUGAUACACGCAUACUCGCCCGCAAAACCGAGUCCAUUGAGUCGGAUCUUGAUGCUCGCGGAUUCGCCAACCGAUGCCAUGGGCGGCGGUUUGGACGCGGUGAUGGAAACCGAUGAGAGCGCGGAUGGCGGCGUCGUGGAGGAAAGUCCGACUCCCGCGCCGCCGAUGGAGAGCGUGAUCGAGGCGAGGCAGAAGGGCGCGGAGAAGGACGCCCGCGGCGGAGGGCUGAAGCAGGUGCAAAUGCUGAUGAACAAGGUGCUGGACGAGGAGAGCCCGCUGAGGGACAAGAAGACCGAGUGGAAUCACGCGCCGUCCAAGGAGAGGGAGAAGGAAAGAGGGAUCGAUAAGGAAAAACCAGGCCGGAGGCUGACGGCGCAGGAGAAGGGCAAGGGCAAGGCUUCGGCUGCGUCAUCGACGACCGGGACUGCGAAGACGUCCGCGCCUGCGACGAACAGCAAGGCCGGGUCCGCAGUCGUUGGUGAGAAGAGGCCAAGGGAGAAGGAGAACGGCGCGGCGAGUAAGAGGGCUAAAGCUGCGGCUCAGGCAUCCGCUCAACCUACGCGGUCGAGCUCGAGGAUGGCUAGUCGAGCGGGUGCUGCCAUCGCCGCAGCGUCCAAGCCCAGUAUCGCUGGACGACCGGGGGGCGCCAAGCGUGUGCCCGUCGCGGAUUUGCCUCCAGAAAGCUUGCCUACGAAAGGACCGGGUCGGAAGUGACGACGGCGACAUGUGCGAGUCGGGUCGCAUUAUCAAGACCACGUUGCUUUGGAACCCGCGCACCGGAUUCACGGCGCAAAAGCCAAUCGCCAGGUUGCCUAUCCUGAACAGACGCCCGUGAACUCCAGCACGGCCCUGGAGGGCUUGGCGCGGAGGUCGGCGGAACUGCGAGGCUGUCGCGCUCGUAUUUUUGGACACCCUGCAGCUUUCGCGCCUUGCAGGUACGGGUAUGGCAGGCGCAGAGGACGUGCGGUGAUGUCAAUCUGCUUCCGGGGAUUCCGCGAGCGCCAGAACGGACGGAUGGUGUGGGAUACGACGUGCCUAUCGGACUCGGACUUUCGGCUUCGACGACGCCAGCCGCGGUUCCCCUCCGCCUUCUGGCGGUGUACGAACCAUGCAUCUGCCUCAUGAUCAGUGCGGCAUGUACUAUUUUGUAUAAGGACCAGCUUU
This is a messenger RNA of Punctularia strigosozonata HHB-11173 SS5, 3309 nucleotides long. RefSeq lists its product as uncharacterized. The transcript has 6 exons. The record is from RefSeq and is a predicted model, not a curated record. Lineage: Eukaryota; Fungi; Basidiomycota; Agaricomycetes; Corticiales; Punctulariaceae. Bases 1 to 2859 code for a protein of 952 amino acids.